UAAGCACCUCUCUCAUAUAUGUCUCCCUCUCUCUCUCUGUAUAUAUUACCCUCACGUCCACAGCCCAUCCCACCUACUCCUCAACAGUAGGACAUGGAUUUCCUUGCCUCCUCAUCCUCUUCUUCUUCUUCUUCUUCUUCUUCUUCUUCUCACUUCUCUUCUUCCGAGGGCAGAGAGAGUGACGGAUACAGCUUCAUGGUCUUUCAGAUGUUUGGGAGAGUGCUUUGCGCCGUAGUCACCUGUGUCUUCGCGAUAGUUGGUUCAUUGGUCGGGGCCAUCACAGGUGCUCCCAUAGGCCUAGCGACUGAGAGCGGCCUGCUGCGAGGUGCUGGAAUCGGAGCUAUUUCUGGUGCCGUCUUCUCCAUCGAAGUUGUUGAAUCAUCUCUUGACCUCUGGAACUCCCAGGAGUCAGGGAUUUGGAGUGUUCUCUACGUGAUGGACAUAAUCUCUAGCCUAUUGAGCGGAAGACUGGUUCGGGAGAAGGUUGGCCCAGCUGUACAGAGUGCAGUACAGAGUCAGAUGAGUGCUCUCAGUUUGCCCUUCAUGGAGAGUCUCGAUUUCUUCGAGACCGGAGGCAUCAGAGGAAUGCCCAUGGAUGCAAUCGACAGAAUUCCCAAGUUCAGAAUUACUACCCAAGACCGUGAGGACGCAGCAGGGGAGAAGAAUUGCUGCUCGGUCUGCCUGCAGGUAGGUUUUGCUGCUCCUGAAACUUGUGCUGCACACAGCUACCAUUCACCUCACCUUUCGUCUCAGGACUUAAAAAUUGGAGAAAUGGCGAGGAAGUUGCCCCACUGCCACCACAUGUUCCAUUCGCCAUGCAUCGAUAGCUGGGUCAUCAGGCAUGCCUCUUGUCCGCUGUGUAGGCGGGAUGUUUAGAUCUCUUCUCUCUGUGAAUUUUGGUAUGUACAAGCUUGCUUUCCUCUCUUUCGAGUCUCUCCUUUUACAAAACCAACAAGGGUGUAUUCCCCUCUUUCCUUCUCGCUGAUAAGCUAACUUCUCAUGUACUAGCUUUCCUCAUCUUCCCCUCAAACAAGUACUUGCCUCUUUUGUGAUGGUAAAGUCCUCCCAGCUUAAUAUAUUUCGUUCUCGGUGAAACUAAGGAUGUGUUUGGCUUGAAAGAGAAGAGAGUUACUUCAA
Musa acuminata AAA Group (dessert banana) is the source of this 1137-nucleotide messenger RNA. RefSeq names its product NEP1-interacting protein 2-like. The coding region runs from base 94 to 876 and encodes 260 amino acids. The record is from RefSeq and is a predicted model, not a curated record. NCBI's taxonomy places the organism in Eukaryota, Viridiplantae, Streptophyta, Magnoliopsida, Zingiberales, Musaceae. The transcript is spliced from 4 exons.